This is a messenger RNA of Sipha flava (yellow sugarcane aphid), 570 nucleotides long. RefSeq lists its product as uncharacterized. NCBI's taxonomy places the organism in Eukaryota, Metazoa, Arthropoda, Insecta, Hemiptera, Aphididae. The record is from RefSeq and is a predicted model, not a curated record. The coding region runs from base 1 to 570 and encodes 189 amino acids. The transcript has a single exon.
AUGCCUCGGAUUAGUGGAUUACAGGACCCUAUACUGGAAAAUUGGAAAUCGGCUCUACGUUUUGGUACUUGGAAUAUACGGACUUUAUUUAAAUCUAGCACAUUUAGAACAUUGGUAGAUAAGGUGGAGAAGUAUAGAAUUGGAAUUGAUGUACUACAAGAAUUAAGAUGGAGUGACACUGGAUCAAUGCAAUUAAAAAAUACUACACUCUUCUAUGGAGCAUAUGAUAAUAGAUAUCUAGGAGGGAGCAGUUUCGCUGUAAAAAAAGUAUACCUCAACUCGGUAAAAGAUUUUAAAGUAAUAAGUCCUAGAAUGACUGUGCUGACUAUAGCAGCCAGAUGGUUCAAUAUAGCAUUUGUAAAUGUACAUGCUCUAACGGAGGAAAAGGAGGAAGUAGAGAAAGGUGAAUUUUACUCAUUACUUAAUAAUGUCUUGAAUGACAUACUAGCAAAUUGCAUUCAAAUUAUUCUAGAAGAUUUCAAUACGAAAAUUGGGAAAGAAAAUUACUUAAGACCUAUAAUAGGUAUUCAUAGCUUACAUGAAGAUCGAAUAACAAUGGAUGUAGAAUAG